Molecule: messenger RNA, 4404 nt
Organism: Cylas formicarius (sweet potato weevil)
Lineage: Eukaryota; Metazoa; Arthropoda; Insecta; Coleoptera; Brentidae
Gene: sm
Product: heterogeneous nuclear ribonucleoprotein L
Exons: 10
Coding region: 95-1522 (475 amino acids)
Biological process (GO): regulation of RNA splicing
Cellular component (GO): nucleus
Molecular function (GO): mRNA binding
Source: RefSeq, a predicted model, not a curated record
AAAUUGACAGUUUUACGCGUGCCGUCUGUAUAGCGGGUCGCGUUCGAGGAGUAAGAUCCGAUAUUUUUAGUACAUUAUUAUCUUUUGCAUCAAAAUGGCGUUCAACGGCAAUAAAAGGCAGAGGACGGACACUGACUCGGUCAACAACAAGAAUUUCAACACAUCGAUGGACGAGCCACGCAGGAAACGACCAGAUGACAACAAGCCAAAUCAUAUCCUGCUGUUUACCGUGAUCAACCCAAUGUAUCCGAUUACAGUGGACGUAAUCCACACCAUAUCACAAAGUAGCGGCCAAGUGCUCAGAAUCGUUAUUUUCAAGAAAAACGGAGUCCAAGCGAUGGUCGAGUUCGACAGCAUAGAGUCGGCAACAAGGGCGAAAGAAACCCUGAACGGGGCGGAUAUUUACUCGGGCUGUUGCACGUUGAAGAUCGACUAUGCCAAGCCUGAAAAAUUGAACGUCCACAAGAAUGACUCGGAGAGUUGGGACUACACGCUGUCUCCAAUUAAAGAGAACGCCAACGGUCGACCGCAACCCUUAUUGCAAGAACCGCCCCACUACGGGUCCAGACCUCAACCAUAUCAGCCGUAUCCGACCGAUCGUUUCGAAGAUUUGGGCUACGGUUCUGCUGAACCACAUUUCGGAUCGGCAGCGAGCGACGCUUUUCGGAAGGGCGGUGCUCCGCCGCCCAGUUCCGACUUCAGAACGGCUAGCGAGCCGCCCAGAGGUCCGUUCCAACAGCCUGGCGCGGUUCUCAUGCUUUACGGUCUUGAUCCGCUGCGUACCAAUGCCGACAAAGUCUUCAAUCUGAUGUGUCUCUAUGGGAAUGUCGUAAGGAUCAAAUUUCUGAAAUCCAAAGAAGGCACCGCCAUGGUCCAAAUGGGCGACAGCGUCGCCGUCGAACGGUGCGUGCAAAACUUGAACAACAUCGUGGUCGGUCUCACCGGGGCGGCCCCCUUGAUCAAUCAUUCCCAUUCGAAUCAGAUGGAUUCCGACGCCAACGAAGAUAAGCCAAAAGAACACAAACUUCAGUUGGCGUUCAGCAAACAACCUUAUCUGAGCGAGGUGACCAACCCCUAUCCAUUACCGGACAAGUCGCCCUCCUACAAGGAAUACCUGAACAACAAAAACAACCGAUUCAUGAACCCCUCGAUGGCCAGCAAGAAUCGCAUACAAGCGCCCAGCAAGAUACUGCACUUCUUCAACACGCCGCCGCAGGUGACCGAGGAGGAACUCAUCCAGGUAUUCAAAGACUACGACGUCGUCCAUCCGAAGAAUGUCAAAUUAUUCCCGAUGAAGUCCGAGCGCAGCAGUUCGGGUUUGCUGGAGUUCGACACCAUUGCCGAAGCGGUGGCGGCCGUAAUGGCCUGCAACCACGCCGCCAUCGAGAGUCCAGGCACCAAGUUCCCGUUCAUAAUGAAGCUGUGUUUCUCGUCGACCCGGAGCAUGACGAUCAAGAACGGCGACAGUUCCGCGACAUCCAACAACGAUCCCACGCAGCAGACGACCAAGGACGAGCGCUAAGGGUGCGCGUGCGCAUCCCCGCCAUCCCCAUUUUCAAGUUCAACGUUAGAUCAGCAGUUACGUUAAAUUAACGAGCACAUAUCCUUUUUCCGUGUAUCGCGGCCGUCGAGAAACCGUUGUCGUUUCGCAUAUCACUUCGUUUGUUAUCAGAAUUUUAUUGUUCGUUUUUCGACGGCCCCCUUUUGUUGUUUGUUAUUAUUAUGCGUUUCCCUCGGUAUGCUAUAGUUCUUAGCGCGUACUUAAAAUUACGUUCAACAUUAGAUAAAAUGUCUGUCUCUCUCUACCUUUUAGCGUCUAAAUUUUCGAUUCGGCUGACCAAUGGAAUUCGCCGUUACCGGAGUCCAGUAAAUAGUUUAAUGGCCGCGUCGAAUUUUGGAAAGGGAUUCGAAAAGCAGUCCGGUUUGCCACUGCCGAUUAGCACGGAUGCAUCCUAAAGACGUCUUUUUUUUACUAUCUAGGAGUGUUAUUUAAUAAAUGUUUGAUAUUUUGCAGGGUGAUUUCUCAAGUGUUUUUAACGUUAACGUAACCAUAUUCCGAAAACGGUUCCAUCUACCAUUUUUUCACGUAAAAAUAAUGGAAUUUUUUUUUCUAAGAGGAACGUACAAAAUGUCAUGAAAAUGAUGUAGGUACCAAUUUUUGUUUAGAAAUCGGCACUAUUUCAAAAAUUAUGCAGGACGAAAGAAAAAUAAAAAUAAAACCUUUAAACCACAAGUUUACAGUAAUUUCCACCUUAAAAAUAUUGGAGAAAUCGUACUUUAAAAUAGCAGAGCUUUAUUUAAUAACAUCUGUCACUUUCAACAUAGGAAAAAAAAUGCAGGUUCAAUUUAGGACAGAUUUGCUAAUAGAUCAGCUUGAUAAUAUCGCCCAAAAAAAAUUGAGUUUAUUUUAAAACUAACAAGAAUUCCCAUUGUACACGAUCUCAUCAAAGCCAUCAGAAAGUCUAAUUUCUUCCUUAUUUACUUAUACUAAAUUUUUAAUUUUUGCACUUUUCAUGACCUUUUUAAUGUCGCCAAUUAUCCUUGUUCCAAUAAUAUCUGACAUCUAUUAUGCAACGUAUAGCGAAUGAAUUGAAAAAUGAAAAACCAAAAUCACUUAUGUAUUAUUAAAACAUUAAUAUAUACUGGGCACUCUCAAGAUUGAAAUAAGAGAUACAGGGUAGUUUGAAUUAAAUUAAGAUUGUCGGAUAGAUGAGCCUGUUAAAAUUCACUAAAUAAUUCAUUCUUAUCUGUGGUGCCGGAAAUGUCAAAGAAAGAAGAAUCAAAAAAGAAUUUUCAUUGGAACUUUGUGAGCUUUAUCUCAUCAAAAUCCGUUUCUCUUAACCAUCGUCGAAAAUUUUCGUUGCAACCGACAAAUUUAAUUUUUGCACUUUUCAUUAUAUUUAUUAUUUAUACCAUAGUGGGUUCAUACCUUUAAAUCCGUUAUGUUUUUUUACCAAUUUUGUGAGAUUCCUCUCACAUAACAUUCCUAUAACCGUUUUUCGCAAUGAAUGCUUUAUUCAAUAGUGAAAUGCGCUUAAUAUUUGACCAAUUUAGAAGGUAAACUGUGGAUAAAUUUUAAUAUUUUUACUUUUUGCAAUUUCCUGCUAUAAUUUAAAAGCUAAUAAAAGAGACUAUCGAAAUAACAUUGUAAAAAUGAGAGUUUAAGAAAAAAUUAACUAUAGUUGAACCUCAAAAAGCUCCAAUAAGAAUUUGUAGCCUGUAUCUCUUACGUUCUCCCAGACCCAGAAAUUUCAAUCAUUGUGGCGAUACGUCUGUCCUAAUGAAUUUUUCUUCCUUCCACAGUUAAAGUGUAUCUAACUAAAGAAAAUUUUUACAAUUUUUCCUUUUCUGUUUCGUAAACAUCCUCAUAAAAUCGGCCGUUCAGGGGCUAUUACAAAUAGUGUGCGUGUGAUGUUUAUGGAUCUGUCCGUAUAGAAAAAGACGUCUAGCAAAACGUCGGUUUGUUAUGUUUAAAUGUCCCGAGUUGAAAAUGAUGUCUUUAAUAUUUUCUGCGCUACUUGGGCAUCAAGGGUGCGCGUGACUUAAUUCGCUAAGGCCGAUAUGCGCGAGGGGACCUUUUACGAGUUGAUUAUAAAUUAUAGUAUUAAGGUAUAGCCCGACACAGAACAUUUGUUUGUAGCCGCGCGGAGAUAUUCUUCACACUGAUUUUGCAACGACUUAUUAGUACUAGUGUUACGGAUUUUUAUUAUAGCCUAUAUAAUGUAGAACGGCGACGCAAAAUUAUUGUUAGCCCACCGCGUAGAGACCGAGUUCGAAGUUGAUCUUAUUUUUCCGUUGUUGUUGGUAAUACUUUAUGGCGGCUAGGUUUUUAUUUCGACGUUUGUGGAACAACCGAAGUCAAUAUUUAUAAAAUAUCAACCGCGUCGCGGGAUUGGCGACGUAACGCGUAACAACUAUAUAUCACUCUUACGAAACUUUAAGCAAUUGAAUUUAUUGACGUAUCGCUGACAUAUUUUUACGGACAUAUCAAGAGAAUAUUUUUAGGGAUUUUUCUUAAGCUUUGUAAUUACUUUGUUGACAAUUGCGAAGGGGGGGUAGAUUAGGCGCCGCGGCGGCUUUGUUUGUGAUCGGAACACACGUCAAACGCCGAGAGGCGUGUUCCAGUGUUCCACGAAAACUGAAAAAUACAAAAACGGUGGUUGGCGUUCAAAUCACGGAAACAAAAUUUUAUUAAAAUUUUUCCGGUACUAACUUGUCGAAGUAUUUUUAAAACUAACGAUUUUUAGUCCGUGGGUUUCAGAAUAAUUAAGUAUUUGCUGCGAACGGAAAUAAGUGUUCAAAUGAAUAAGGAAUGACGAAAAUUCCAUAUGUGUAUGUUACCCUGAAGAUUCGGUGAAUAUCAGUAGAUGUGUUACGAUAGCUUAAGUUGAAGGUUUUUUGUAU